AGCGCACCUGCGCACUGAAGUCUCUCUCCUACCUUCUCGAGCUGACUAAGAGAAGUGUUUCAGCUUCAGCACCAUGAACCAGACCGCCGCAGUCCCGAACCAGUGCCGCAGGCGCCCCUCAAUCGACAAGGAUCAUAUAGAUGGAGGUAUAGAGAGGAACUGGAAAGGGAUCGGAAUCUCUCUGCUAGUGAUUCUGGUGGUGCUGUCUUUCAUCAGCCUCUCCAUCUACUUUCUUUCUAAAGAUAAUGGAACUAAAGCUCUGAAAUCUCAUCUGACCUUGGACGACCUUUUCCUUAGAGACUUUCAGGUUCAAGCCCCUGAGGCUCAGUGGAUCAGUGUGGCAGAGAUAAUCUAUAGGAGCAAAGAUGGGAACGUACUGAAAAUAAAUAUCAGGACCAAUAAAACCGAGCUUCUGAUGAGAAACACUACAUUUGUAACAUUUAAAGCUUCCAAAGUUGCAGUCUCCCCAGACCUCAACUAUGUUUUACUUACAUAUGAUAUCAAAAAGGUGUAUCGAUACUCCUUCUUGGCAUCUUAUCUGAUCUACAAUUUGCAUACAAGAGAAGUGCAUGAGUUGAACCCGCCUGAGGUGUCAGAUUCGAUGCUGCAGUUUGCCUCAUGGGGAGUUUGGGGGCAACAGCUGAUUUAUGUUUUUGAAAAUAACAUCUACUACAAGCCGGAUGUAAAAAGCAGCUCUCUCAGACUGACAUCAUCAGGACAAGAUGGAUUAGUGUUUAAUGGGAUUCCUGACUGGAUGUAUGAGGAGGAAGUUCUGCACUCACCAGUAGGGCAUUGGUGGUCUCCGUCUGGAUCCAGCCUUGCAUUCCUCACCAUUAACGACACUCUCGUACCAAACAUGUUGCUGCCACGCUUUACUGGGGCUCUUUACCCACGAGGAGCAUACUACCCCUACCCAAAGGUUGGCCAAGUAAAUCCUACAGUGAAGUUGAGUGUGGUUACACUAAAUGGCUCAUCUCCCACCAUCGAGCUUCAGCCUCCUAGUAGCCUGGAAAAAAGUGAGUAUUACAUAACCAUGGUACGGUGGGCAACCGAGGAACAUGUGACUGUGCGCUGGCUCAACAGAGCUCAGAACACAUCCAUCCUUACGCUCUGUCACACACACACUGGAGAAUGUGAACGGAAGCAUGUGAUGACAUCAGACAAAUGGAUCGAUUGCCAAAAUGAGGAACCUAUCUUCUCUAAAGAUGGAACAAAGUUCUUUAUUACUUUACCCAUAAAGCAUGGCAGUCAGGGUUCUUUCCGCCACCUCACCAUGAUGUCAGAGCAGCAUGCUGAUGGAGAGGUCAAUGUACGGCACCUCACAUCUGGCAACUGGGAGGUCACUAAGAUUCUGGCCUAUGAUGAGAACCUGGACACUGUGUAUUAUAUCAGCACAGAAAAUGGAGUAUCACAAAGACAUCUGUACAGGGUGAGGACAGAGGAUGUGUUUCAUCGUGAGUGUUUGACCUGCUUCCUGUUCAAACCUCACUGCACCUAUUAUGAUGCAAUGCUGAGUCCAGAUUUACAAACCGUACUGCUGCACUGUGCAGGGCCUAGUAUUCCCAAAACCACUGUGCACCAGAUUGCCAAUAUAAGCAGUUUCAUGAGUAUAGAUUCUGGUUUGGAGUUCAGACACUUGCUCAGACACAAACGGAUCCCUCGCCGAGAAAUCAGAAUCAUUCCCUUCAAUAACCAUGCACUGCGACUGGAGCUCAGCUUCCCUGUGGAUUUUGAUGAGAUUAAUCAGCAUCCUCUGCUCUUCGUACUUGACAGUGCCCCUGGUGGUCAGCAAGUGAGUGAACAGUUCCGUCUGGACUGGGACUCUGUCUUGCUGAGCUCAGACAAAGUGAUUGUGGCUCGUCUGGAUGGAAGAGGAAGCGGCUUCCAGGGGCAAAAGUUUCUCCAGGAAGUGCACAAACAGCUGGGAGUGUUGGAGCUCCAGGAUCAACUCGCUGCUCUAGAGUAUCUGGUGAAGCUAUCAUACAUUGAUGGAAACAGGAUUGGUGUGUUUGGCAAGGCAUAUGGUGGUUUCGUAAGCUCCCUUCUUCUCCUGUCUCACAUCUCCCCAUUCCGUUGUGGUGUUGCUAUGGCACCUGUCUCAGACUGGAGACUCUAUGCUUCAGCAUUUACAGAGCGAUAUUUUGGAUUUCCAGCCAAUGAUGGACACAAGUAUCAGAUCUCUAGCCUGCUGUUUAACAUCAGCACCUCUGAGAAGCAGACCUUUCUUAUCUUACACGGGACAGCUGAUGCUUCUGUUCACUUCCAACACACAGCAGAGCUGGUAAAGCUGUUAUCUCUGCAUAAUGUGAACUAUACAUUACAGAUUUUUCCUGAUGAGGGUCAUGACAUCACCAGCAAACAAUACAUGCUGAGUUCCGUCAUCACCUUCUUCAGAGAGUGCUUCCAUGAAAACACUGCUGUCACCAUGGAAACCGGGGAGGAGGACUAGCAUCUGUGACUUAAGUUAUCUCAGCUGGACUCGGGUGAGAUUUAAGGACAAGAUGGCUGCCAUAACAAGCAUCCUUGACAUGGGUGACUUUAUUCUAAUCCCACUGGUCUCACUCCUACCUGCCAGAGGCACCGAAGGCUUUCUUAUCUGGUGCGACAGUGGAACAGCCACACUGAGUCACACACUGUCCAGAUUUGCAAUGACUGUUUGAGAUUUUGGAAGAUCAGUUGUUCUGUGUCAGUAAAAACUACACUGGUAUGAAUGACUAUGUUUACAAUACCUAUAGAUACUAUGAAGCUUACAAUUAAACCAAAUACCAAGCUCUAUUUUUUAUUCACUUCAUGAAUGCCAAAUAUGCUACAAUAAAUCUAAUGAUGAGAAAAAACUAAUUUGAAUACAAUGAAAGAUGUUUGAAUAAAAGAAUUAUAAACAAAAGUGUAUUAUUUUGAUUAAAAUAUUACAUUGAUUUCUGGACUGUUUAGAGAUGCAAGGCUGUAUAAACCCAAUAAUAAAACUUGGAAUGGAGUCUGCAAAAAUUACUGUCUGUAACUGCAACCCUUGAUGAACAUUAAGUUUAAUAUUAACUGUUUUAAUGCAGUACUUGUUUGUCUCCCUGCCUCAUUUUGUAUGUGUUAGUGUGUGUACAUUGAAGUGGAACAUUGAUGACUUUAUAUAUGUAUAUAUCACAUUAUUCAAAUAUCAGAUACUGUCAUACUGUAAUAAAAUGGAACUGUACAAAACAAUGUUUUUUUCGAAUAACUAAUUUUAACUAAAUGCUUUAUUUGAUUAUGUGUGUUAAAUAUUUUCAAUAUACAGUAUUUUGGCAUAUACUUAAAAUACCUUUUUAUACGUCCUUGGCGUAUUCUGGCAAUAUACAAUAACAUUUUCAAUAACAUAUGGCCCCCAAAAUGGAGCAAAAAUAUUUGUCUGUGAACACAUGAAUAUGGAGGAGGGCAGGAGUUCAGAGUGAACAUGGUGUUGUUGGCUGGCUUAUUGUAAAAGUUCAAAGUAUUUUACUCCAAGGCUUUUCCUUAUCAAAUUGGAUCAAAGUUUAAGGGUGACACAUAACUGGAAAAGAAGACUCUUUCUGUAGCCAACUCCGUAAAAUACAAUUAAGUUUAAAAAAUGAAUAGCCCUUUGUUGAACACCUCCAGGCAUGCAUGGUUUGGUUUAAAACAUUUUUGUACUGUUAGACUUUCACCACCAUAGUUUCUGUAUAAAUACGUGUAAUAAACUCUGAUGUUUAUGAAAAGAAGGUUGCAUAUUCCAUGUAUAACAUCAAUGAGUCUGGGUCAGUUUGGGUGAGCUGUUUUAUUUAUAGUCAUAACUCGGAAAGGCCCGAACUUCCAACCUCUCUCCCGUCUCAUUGCCCUGAUCCCAACCAACCAAACCAAAAUGAAAAGCAGAAAAACGGUAAAUUUGAAUUACAAAAGAGAUAAACAAUCAAAUCAACACAGAUAUGUACUGCUGACAAUAUCCACCCUGCUGGCUAAACUACUCUGAUAUCUGAUCAAUCGUAAAAAAUAUACUGUAUGUUUGUACUGGAAACACUUUUUUCUGUACAAACCGCCAUCUCUGGAGUCUACUAUAUACACACACAUGCACCUUUACACAGGUCCUGUCCACACUAUGACUUUAAUGACUGCACUAAAGAUUUUAGACAUAAUAAUUUGGUACAGAAUAUUCAUAUUCAGUUUCCACAUUCAUCCCAAUUUUUUUAAAUAUAAUUAGACACUGUUGCGUUUGAACAGUCUGCCGUUUUUCCCAUUUGCACAAAAGCUACAGAAGCUUCCAGUAUAUCACACUGUGCCAUCAGCAUGAUGUUCUCAUUCAGUCUUUUAAUGCGCUCUCGUCACCUUAAUAAUUUACAUCUAAGGAUUACAAAGAAAACAAACCGUCCACAUGCUGUGUGACCUUCUGUGCUAUUACCCUAUAAGCUAGACUAAUGAUGACUACACAGAAAGUAAUUUCACUCUGAAGCACUACAGUUGCUCUAUAGCUAUUGCUGUCUCCAUUUGUGAUCUGUUGCCUACAUCUAAUUUAUUUUCUGUGGCAUAGUUUGUGCAAACUGUUUUUUACUUGAGACAAAUCUGAAACAUACUUGCAGUUUAAAUACAUUAGCAAAGCAAUGCAAAAUGCUUCAAAGUGAAUCAGUGACAUUGGAAAACUAGAGUCCAGCAUGUGAAGAUGUUUGACAAAGUAGCACAUUUUCCUGCAUGAACCUUAUUUGUUGUUGCUUGAAUAAUAGUAUUAAAACUGAUUACUGCUAUCUGAUGUCUAUAGUGAGAAUGCUACCCAAAACUCAAGUUUCUUACUGUGGAUUUUUUCACCUCCAAAAAAACAUGCCGUGGCUGACUGGGCUAUGCUAAAUUGUCCAGAGGUGUGAUUGACUGGCUUUCAUGGUGUAUUCCCACCUUGUGCAUUCACUACAAAUUGACCUGAUGAAUAAAUGAAAUUCAAUGAAAUAUUAAAACAUUUGGACUGAAAUGCAUCUCUAGAUCUAACUCUAUUUUCAGGAAAUGACUGGUGUGUGCAUGGAGCAUGGUUGCCAUGUUGAUGAUAA
This is a messenger RNA of Silurus meridionalis, 5012 nucleotides long. Its product is annotated as inactive dipeptidyl peptidase 10-like. Gene Ontology annotation, biological process: proteolysis. The record is from RefSeq and is a predicted model, not a curated record. The transcript has 26 exons. Lineage: Eukaryota; Metazoa; Chordata; Actinopteri; Siluriformes; Siluridae. Gene Ontology annotation, molecular function: dipeptidyl-peptidase activity; serine-type peptidase activity. Bases 74 to 2449 code for a protein of 791 amino acids.